Messenger RNA from Cadophora gregata, 2491 nucleotides. RefSeq lists its product as uncharacterized. Gene Ontology annotation, biological process: carbohydrate transport; transmembrane transport. Lineage: Eukaryota; Fungi; Ascomycota; Leotiomycetes; Helotiales; Ploettnerulaceae. The record is from RefSeq and is a predicted model, not a curated record. The transcript is spliced from 4 exons. Gene Ontology annotation, cellular component: membrane. The coding region runs from base 693 to 2345 and encodes 550 amino acids. Gene Ontology annotation, molecular function: carbohydrate:proton symporter activity.
CCGUGGUGGCAUGGCGCAACAAAGCAUCGCCCAGACACGGGCCAACCCCGGGCAAGCUCACCAAGAGUCUCGGCGCCGGGGCGGUGGCUUGCAGGCUUGCAGCAGUUGCAUGUCGGUCCGAGAACACCAAAACACGCCCUGACGCCCCAGAGGAAGCCAGAGGAAGCGGAUCUUUCUCGUGGCCACCCACACCCACCCCGCACUUGCAGCAUCCUCCCAUCCCAUCCCAUCCCAUCCCAUCCCAUCCCACGCGCUUUUACACCUCACAGGAAUCUCAAAACUGGUCAUUUAUCUUGGCGCCCAGAAGCUAGACUCUAGGAUUGUGUGUGAUGGAGCACACGAAGAAAAAUUGAGACAUGGAUGGACAUGCGUUCCCAGGGGCCCAGGGCCAUGCCCAUCCUGGUUAACGUUACAAUACGGUGCGUUUGGGUGAGACUACCAACUAUCUAUUCGACGAGGGGCAUGGGUUGGGUCUGGGGGCUCCAGAGCUGGUAUUUUAGUUCACAUGGCUUUCUCCAUGGGGACGAAUUCCACGGUUGGGGUAUAUAAGUAGAAGCUGUUCCCCCCCCCCCUGGUUGAGGUUGGACAAGACAAGUCAAAAGUUACUCGAGCAUCACUCUCUUUCUUUGCUCUUCGAAGCACACUCCUCCUUCCCUUCUCUUCGAUAUCUUCAAUCACAUCAAACCGCUAUCAUGGCCGGUGGUGGUGGAAAACCACAGAAUAUCUUCAAGCUUAACCGUGGAGAUGAUCCAAAGGAAGUUCUGAACUGGCGACUAUGGUUCGCUGUUGUCUCUUUUGGUAUCAUGGGAGCUGCCAGAGGUAUUGACGAAGGUCUUAUCUCUGGUACUCUCGCCAAAUCAAACUUCCAAAAACUUCUCGGACUCGAUACAAUGGACAAGGUACAACUCGCAAACGUCAAGGGAAACAUCUCUGCUAUGGUUCAAAUCGGUAGUGUUGGUGGUGCCGCUUUGGCAUUCGUUCUCUGCGAUCGUAUUGGACGUCUCUGGGCUACUCGUCAACUCUGCCUUCUCUGGAUUCUCGGUAUCGUCAUCUUCCUCACCAACGGUGGACGUCUUGGACAAGUAUAUGCUGGUCGUUUCAUCGCUGGUCUGGGUAUCGGUCAAACAACAGUCGUUGCCCCAGUCUACCUUUCUGAAAUCGCACCAAAGUCCGUUCGUGGUCUUUGCACUUGCGCCUUCUCUGGCUCUGUUUACAUCGGUAUCAUGCUUGCAUACUUCGCAUCAUGGGGCUCCCAAUUACACAUCAAGGAGGGAACUAGCAACCAAUGGGUCGUCCCAACCACAAUCCACGUCAUGUUCGCCGGCAUCAUCAUCAUCCUCUCAUUCUUCAACUACGAAUCCCCCCGAUACCUCGUCAAAAUCGGCAAAGACGACGAGGCCACCACCAACCUCGCCCGCGUCCGCAACCUCCCCGUCGACCACGACCACGUGAUCAAAGAAAUCGCCGAGAUCCAACAGCAGCUCCACGAGGAGCAAGAAGCCACCCUCGGCCAAGGCUGGAUCGGCGUCCUCAAGGAGAUGUUCCUCAUGCCCAACAACCUCUACCGUAUCUAUCUUGGCCUCUUCUCCCAACUCCUCUCCCAAUGGUCCGGCGCCCAGAGCAUCACCAUCUACGCACCCGAGUUCUUCGCCCUCCUCGGCACAAAAGGCCAAAACGAGAAGCUCUUCGCAACCGCCAUCUUCGGCGUCGUGAAAUUCGUCGCAGCCAUCAUCUGCGCCCUCUUCCUCGUCGACGUCAUCGGCCGCAAGCGCUCCCUCGGCAUCGGCAUCACCCUACAAGCCAUAUCCAUGUGCUUUAUCGCCGCGUACCUGACCGCCGUCCCCGAACUCGAAGAAGGCCAAAAGUUCACCAAGUCCCAGAAGCAGGCCUCCACCGCCGCCAUCGUCAUGAUCUACAUCUCCGGCUUCGGAUGGGCCAUGGGCUGGAACAGCAUGCAGUAUCUCCUCAACGCUGAGAUCUACCCCUUGCGCAUCCGAGCCGUGUCCUCCUCCAUGGUCAUGUGUUUCCACUUCGUCAACCAGUACGGAAACUCCCGCGCCGUGCCAAACAUGCUCCUCCCCACCGGCGAGGGCGGCCUCACCCCCGCGGGAACCUUCUGGCUGUUCACUGUCAUCACCAUCCUCGGUGGGAUCUGGGCGUGGUUCUUCAUCCCCGAGACGGCGGGCAGGAGUCUGGAGGGUAUGGAUAGACUGUUCACGCUCAAGUGGUAUCAGAUUGGGCGGUUCGGAGAGGAGGACGCGAAUGUGCAGCAGGCGGAGGCGGAUAAGUUUGCGAUGGAGAAGGAUAAUGCGAGGGAGACGGUGCAUCAGGUUGAGAAGGUUUGAGUUUUGAUGAUGAUGAAGAGGAGAGGGGAAGGGGUUGGGGAGAAGGGGCAUGGAGAAAAGUGCUGUGCACUGAUGCUGUUGUAGAAGUACUUGCUUACCUGCAUUAAGAUAUGAAAUAUAAAUGAAUAUAGAUGAGCAAUAAUGAG